CAUAGUUUAGAUAACCCUUGAUCUUUCAUUGACAUCAAUUUUAUUAAAAUCACAUCUUAGUUGUUAUAAUACUUUGACACAAUUAACACAAAAUGAGGGAACUCCUUUACCUUUCAUUUUUCUCCGUAGUUUUUGCCAACCCCGUAGUUAUCAAUAGUGACAAUCCUAACACUGUAGUAAAGUUAACAACAACCAAUGUAACUUCAAAAAUCGAUGUGAAAAUAUUAAACAAACCUCAUCAUCUUUUUAUAGGACGGUGCAAUCCUAAUGACGAAAUACUACAUAAAGAAAAUCUUAUUCUUUUUAACGAUGGAAAGAGCCAUGUAUCCGCCAAUAUUAGGAUGAAUAUAGAUGCUCCCGUAUACAUAACCUGCGUUAAUAUUUACGAUGAAACGCCUGAUGGGAAAGGUGGAUACCCAAGUUUUGUAGCGGGUGGAGUAGGGCAUAAUUUUAUAGAAUUUAAUGUGUUUACCGAGUAUGGUAAGGGAUUUCAGUUCUUUGUCAAAAUUCAGGGAUACUACACGAAGCAGGACGACGGGAAAUAAUUCAUUAUUUGUUAUAAGAAACAAUGUUAGGAUUAACAUUUUAUUCUUGAUAUGUAUUAUAAUUUAAACUUAAACAAAAUAUAUUUAUACUUAGGAGAGUA
Diabrotica virgifera virgifera (western corn rootworm) is the source of this 646-nucleotide messenger RNA. RefSeq lists its product as uncharacterized. The transcript has 3 exons. The record is from RefSeq and is a predicted model, not a curated record. Lineage: Eukaryota; Metazoa; Arthropoda; Insecta; Coleoptera; Chrysomelidae. Bases 93 to 545 code for a protein of 150 amino acids.